UGCCGCAGGCCCGGAGGCUUAGCGGAGGCGGCGGAGCUUGUUCCCUCGAGGCCAGCCAUGGGCCCGCGCCGCAAGCCGACGACCCCGACGAGGCGCUCCUCUGAACCCUCGCGACGGAGCUCCCAUCUAGGCAGGAGACGGAAAUUUCUGUGGCUUAAGGAGAUAAAGAAACUGCAGAAGAGUUCAGACCUCCUGCUAAGGAAGCAGCCUUUCAGCCGAGUUGUAAGAGAAAUAUGUGGGAAAUUCACUCGAGGUGUGGACCUGUAUUGGCAAGCCCAGGCCUUGUUGGCCCUUCAAGAGGCAGCAGAAGCAUUUCUAGUUCACCUCUUUGAGGACGCCUAUCUUCUCACCUUACAUGCUGGCCGAGUCACUCUCUUCCCCAAGGACGUGCAGCUGACCAGGAGGAUCCGAGGCAUUGAGGGAGGACUCGGCUGAGCUGGCAGUGUGCUGUAGAGCCUAUACCUGGGACCUUCUGGAGCCACAGUGACACCAGUGGCAUCUGAGGAGCUGCCUGGACUCAGCCGAUUUUGAACUCAUGUACACAUCACCUUUAAACUUUCUAAAAGAGAAGACUUUGUGGCUUUUCUCUGUGACAGAAAAAAAAAAAAAAAAAGAUCAUCUGCACAACGUCCAUGGACAUGAGUGUUUGCAGACCACAGGUCAGCUUUGACUUGUGAACUGCUCAACCAUAUAUGACUGUUUAAGGGUUUCGGGCACAUGAGACCUGCUGUUAGGAGGGGAUAUUGUUAUUUUAGCUGUGUAUGUGCUGCCGAAGGAAGUUCUUGCUAUUUUAGUCGUUCUGGUCUAUGUGCAUCUUUUACCAUAUGUGUAUUUGUAUUACCAUUUAAAAUAUUAGGGAGAAAAAUCUGGGUAAAAUGAUUGAAUCUGUUGUAGGGAAAGUCCUGGCAGUUCCGCCAUAUAAAUGUCUGCCUUCUAGACUCUCAUCAUUAGUGCCUGUCAGCAAACAUGCAGUUAACUAAAACUGAAUGUAAAUCUUCCUUCCCUUAGAUGCUGGGGCUUGAGUCCAAAGCUUUGUAUGUGCUAAGUGUGCACUGUACUGUUGAGCCACAUCCAUAGCCUGAAAUGUACAGUCCUUCUGUAAAUUCCUAUCAAAAUCAUCCAGAAAGCCCCUCAUAGAACUGGACAUCUUAUUCUUAGCUGUAAAUCAUAUAAAAUGUACCAUAUCAGUCUGGGGUCUUAAAA
Messenger RNA from Phodopus roborovskii (desert hamster), 1203 nucleotides. It is a transcript of the gene Cenpa, whose product is annotated as centromere protein A. The transcript is spliced from 5 exons. The record is from RefSeq and is a predicted model, not a curated record. Gene Ontology annotation, molecular function: structural constituent of chromatin; protein heterodimerization activity; DNA binding. Gene Ontology annotation, cellular component: nucleosome. Lineage: Eukaryota; Metazoa; Chordata; Mammalia; Rodentia; Cricetidae. Bases 58 to 435 code for a protein of 125 amino acids.